UCCCCCGAACCCGGUCCCGGCGCCGACAGUCGCGGCUGUCGCUUUCGCUGCAGCCGCCUCCUGAGCUGACUCGGGCAUCCCGGCUCCUGGCUCCCUCCGUUGUCCCCGGUAGCUUUCACUGAGGAUGAGUCCCUGCGCGGCCGCGCGCCUGCCCCGCGGAGACCGCCGGCGCACCUUCAUCUAGCGACUGGUCACCCUCGCAAUUAUGGCUGUUUGAAAGGCUCCCACAGUGUGGAGGGGGAGUUCCCCUCCUCACUCCCCCUUGGUGCUUGACUCCAGGAAUAAUUUAUAAACUGGGAUUAUUUUUUUAAAUGAAGAACUUGUAUUUGAUAUGAACUUUAUAGAAUUAUUUAUAAAUUUUUGAUUUAAGUGCCAAAAGAUUAUACAGAGAUAUAUAGUUUUAUAUAAUUGCUGUGACUACUUAAAUUAUAACCCCCAAAGGGCCAUCUCUUCUUGAAAUUCUUCCUGAAUAGUAUCUUUGUGUCCUGGCUUUUUCACUUUUAAAAUUUACUUCGGUGACUGUUCUGAAGGAGUAAGCAAUAUAAAGCAAUUAGGAUGGAUUCUGCCACCCCCGACUGCACGACAAAAUGCAGAUCCCUGAAGCAUGCUCUGGAUGUCCUUUCUGUGGUGACAAAGGGGAGUGAGAACCAGAUCAAGACCUUUCUCUCCAGUUACUGCUACAAUGCUGCAACUGUCAAGGAUGCCUUUGGCAGGAACGCGGUCCACCUGGUUUCCUCCUGCGGGAAGAAAGGAGUGUUAGAUUGGCUUAUUGAGAAAGGAGUGGAUUUGCUGGUGAAAGACAAGGAGUCCGGCUGGACAGCACUGCAUAGAAGCAUUUUUUAUGGACAUAUCGAUUGUGUUUGGUCUCUGUUGAAGCAUGGUGUUAGCUUGUAUAUGCAAGAUAAAGAAGGAUUGUCACCUUUGGAUCUUCUCAUGAAGGACAGGCCAACUCAUGUUGUAUUUAAGGACACUGAUCCCACAGAAGUCUAUACUUGGGGAGAUAACACAAACUUCACUCUGGGUCACGGAAGCCAGAAUAGCAAACAUCAUCCCGAGCUGCUGGACCUGUUCUCCAGGAGUGGGGUUUAUGUGAAGCAGGUGGUGCUUUGCAAAUUUCACUCGGUGUUUCUGUCCCAGAAAGGGCAGGUUUACACCUGUGGCCAUGGUCGUGGAGGACGGCUAGGCCAUGGAGACGAGCAGACAUGCUUGGUUCCCAGACUUGUGGAAGGACUGUCUGGUCACAAUUGUUCGCAAGUGGCAGCUGCUAAGGAUCAUACUGUUGUGUUAACUGACGAUGGAUGUGUCUAUACAUUUGGUCUCAACAUGUUUCACCAAUUAGGAAUUAUUCCUCCCCCUGCUAGUUGUAAUGUACCCAGACAGAUACAGGCAAAAUAUCUGAAAGGAAGGACUAUCAUUGGAGUAGCAGCAGGCAGGUUUCAUACAGUGCUGUGGACUCGCGAAGCCGUUUACACUCUGGGACUGAAUGGUGGACAGUUAGGUCACUUACUGGAUCCCAAUGGAGAAAAGUGUGUCACAACCCCUCGCCAAGUCUCUGCCCUUCAUCAUAAGGAUAUCGCUGUGUCUUUGGUAGCUGCAAGUGAUGGCGCCACAGUCUGUGUCACCACAAGGGGAGAUAUUUACUUACUUGCAGACUAUCAGUGCAAGAAGAUGGCAACUAAACAACUAAACUUGAAAAAGGUUCUUGUCUCUGGAGGUUGUAUGGAAUACAAGGUUGAUCCUGAACAUUUGACAGAAAAUGGGGGUCAGAAAAUAUGCGUCCUUGCUAUGGAUGGAGCUGGAAGGGUGUUUUGCUGGCGAUCAAUCAGCAGUUCUCUGAAGCAGUGCCGUUGGGCCUAUCCUCGCCAGGUGUCAAUCUCCGAUAUUGCUUUAAAUAGAAAUGAAAUUCUGUUUGUCACACAGGAUGGGGAAGGAUUUAAAGGGAAAUGGUUUGAAGACAAAAGGAAGAAUUCUGAAAAGAAAGACAUUUUACCAAACCUCCAUCAUUCCUCAUCAGAUGUGUCUUGUGUCCCUGAUACAAAUAGUGUGUAUGAAAGAAUUCGACUUGAGAAACUUCCUUUUGCCCAUAGAGCUGUUAGUGUCAGCACAGAUCCAAGUGGGUGCAACUUUGCAAUCCUACAGUCAGACCCUAAAACAAGCCUUUAUGAGAUUCCAGUUGUGUCUUCAUCAUCUUUUUUUGAAGAAUUUGGCAAGCUCCUGAGGGAGACAGAUGAAAUGGACAGCUUCCACGAUGUGACCUUUCAAGUUGGCAAUAGACAUUUCCCCGCACAUAAGUACGUUUUGGCCGUGCGCUCUGACUUCUUCCAGAAGUUGUUUCUUUCAGAUGGCUCUUCUUUAGAGCUGACGGAUGUUUACCGGAAAGACGAAGACGCUGCUGGCUGCCAUCUCUUUGUGGUGGAGAAAGUUCAUCCUGACUUGUUUGAAUACCUUUUACAGUUCAUGUACACAGAUACCUGUGACUUGUUAACUCACGGCUUCAAACCAAGAAUGAUCGUGAACAGAAAGGCAGAAGACUGUGAGGGCUCCCCAGAUUCUCAUCUGCACUCUGUGAAUUGCCAUGUGGAUGAUAAACAGAAGUCAGCAUUUGAGGUGUACAGAAGCAACCAGGCCCACACACUUAGUGAACGGCAGAAGAGCAAACCCAAAUCUUCUAAGAAGGGAAAAGGUGUUGGGGACAACGACCCUGUAAGGAUGUUGCAAAAUGUUGCUAAGAAGUUUGGCCUCAGUAAUCUGAGUAGCAGGUUAGAAGGAGUCAGAUUGGAAAAUGAAAAAAUUAAUGUUAUUGCGAAGAAAACUGGCAAUAAACUGAAGCUAAGUCAGAAAAAAUGUUCGUUUCUGUAUGAUGUCACCAUGAAGUCUGUGGAUGGAAAGGAAUUCUCCUGCCAUAAGUGUGUGCUCUGUGCUAGACUUGAGUAUUUCCACAGCAUGCUUAGCAGAUCAUGGAUUGAGGCCUCCAGUUGUGCAGCUCUGGAAAUGCCAAUCCAGUCUGAGAUUCUGAAAGUUAUUUUGGACUACCUCUACACUGAUGAGGCUGUGGUGAUAAAAGAGUCUCAAAACGUGGACUUUGUGUGUAGUGUUCUUGUCGUGGCUGAUCAGCUUCUCAUAACUAGGUUAAAGGAGAUUUGUGAAGUAGCAUUGACUGAAAACCUCACCCUUAAGAAUGCUGCGAUGCUGCUGGAGUUUGCAGCACUGUACAAUGCUGGGCAGUUGAAACUCUCUUGUUUGCAGUUCAUAGGACUGAAUAUGGCAGCUUUACUUGAAGCAAGGUCUCUUGAUGUUUUAAGUGACGAUGUUUUGAAGGACCUUUCCAUAUUCUACCGAAAAAUGAUUCCAGCAAUGGAGAGAAGAGUCAUUACACCAUAUCAAGAUGGACCAGAUAUUAGUUAUAUGCAAGUAGAAGACGGCGAGGUCUUUUUUAAAGAAGAAAUAAGCAUGGAGCCAAAUUACUCGGAAACUAUGUUCAAGAAGGUGAAAACAAGAGCUAAAAAGAAGCCACGGAAGCGCUCAGACAGUUCAGGAGGCUACACCCUUUCAGAUGUUAUCCAGAGUCCACCAUCUGCAGGAUUAUUAAAGUCUGCAAAGACCAAUUCUGUGGAGUCUCUUCCAGAAUUGUUGACCUCAGAUUCUGAAGGAAGCUAUGCAGGAGUGGGUAGUCCGAGAGACCUCCAGUCGCCUGACUUUACAGCAGGAUUCCAUUCGGAUAAGGUUGAGGGGAAAGCUCAGGCAUAUGUGAAUGGUAUACCUCCUCCGUGUACUAGGGAAGAUUUAAAGCCAUGGGAAAAGUCACCGACCACUAAGUCUGCUCCCCAGUUCAUCCCCAGUAACAGAGUGGACACUGCAGGCUCUUCCAGUUGGGUUGCCGGCUCUUGCAGUCCUGUGAGUCCUCCUGUUGUGGAUCUUAGAACCAUCAUGGAAACAGAAGAAAACAGACAGAAAUAUGGUGCAGCACCAAAGUCAAACUUAGGAAAGAUCAUUUCUCACGGAAUCAAACUUUCUCAGAAGCAACGGAAAAUGAUUGCAUUGACCACCAAAGAAAACAAUUCAGGAAUGAACAGCAUGGAAGCCAUUCUGACAGCGCCUUCCAAGUCCCCCAAGCCAGUGAAUGCAUGGGCACCUCUACACUCACCUUCAUCCAGGUCAUUCCGGGAUUUUGUACUAGAAGAAAAAAAACCUGUUACUGGCCAUGGUUCAGGAGAUCAUGUUAAAAAAGUUUGUUUUAAAGGAACUGAAAACUCUCCAGCCCUAAAUGUUGCGAGAUGUUCAACCCACGGAACUCCGGGAUUAGAUAGCAAUCAUGUUUCUGAUUUUCCACUUCUAGACAGUCCCAACCCCUGGCUGUCUUCCUCCCUGGCGGCUUCUCCCGCAGUUGCUCCAGUCACAUUUGCAUCCAUUGUAGAAGAAGAGCGGCAACAAGAAGCUGCCCUCAUCAGAAGCCGGGAGAAACCCUUGGCUCUCAUUCAGGUCGAGGAGCAUGCAAUACAAGACUUGCUGGUUUUCUACGAGGCAUUUGGCAACCCCGAGGAGUUUGUCGUCGUUGAAAGGACACCACAGGGGCCUCUGGCAACGCCUAUGUGGAACAAGCAUGGCUGCUAGCUCCCUGGAGAGGGCGCUGCUCCCUGGAUGUGGUUGCUCCACCCACAUGAAGAAAACGCACGUGCAAGCGUUCUUACAGAUUGGUUAGCACAUUGUUGUAGUCAGAGCGAGAAUGGGUAUGAUUUCUUCCCGUAGUUUAUAAUGUUUGUAUGACUAAUGAGAAACUUAUCAGAAUUGUGAUUUUAGAACUUUCAUGUGAAACUGUGUCAGGAAAAAUGUUAGGCUAAGGUUGGUUGGAUUGUUUCUUCUAAAUUACCUAAGAAAAAUGUGAGUGAAAGGUGAAGCUUAGGAAUGAUUCAUUAAACAUAAAUUUUUCACUUGAGACUGUGGGGUGAUUUAGAAGAGCUUACCGCAUAAGAUGUUAUGUUAAAUAGAAUGUUGAUGAACUUAAGACAGGAGCCUCACUCAUUACUUCUGAUCACUGAUGGCCAGAUGUUCUGUUUGCCUGAGGAGAUGUGUCUCUGUUGUUGCUUUGUCACUGGGCUGUUCAUUUCUUAGGCCUCUUUACAGUUGCUGGACAGUUUAUGAUCAUAGCUUCUGUGGGAGAUUUGGAUUCAUAGAUUGUCUUUUUGCUGGGCUGGGAAGGUAGCAAGAAAGGACAGACAUUUGAGUACCUAAUUGUGAAAGAAUCAGUUUCUUAAGGUGUUAAGUUUUUCUAAAAACAAGCAUAAGAUUACUGAAUAGUUUAACAGAGUGGUUGUUUAUAAUUACUUUUUAGUCUAUGUAAUCAGAAUUUCGGUGAGCCUGGGUUAUAUGUAUACAUGGAAAUUUGAUUACUUCUUUAUAAUAUGCUGUUUGGUUUGAUUUUGAAUGUCUAAAAUUAAAGGAAAAAAUUUUAAAAUGUGUGUUUCAGUCUGUAGACCAAAUGAGAACGUUAAUGCUUAAGUUCUGGGAAAGAAUCCCUGGAGAUAGGUUGGCAGCUUGACUUGACCUGAUGGGAAAUUAGUUGAAAGUAACUAACUCAGUGUUUCAGUUCAGUUCCACCCACAAGCAGCAGACAUGUAAGCAAAUGUGCAAUAAAAGUAAUGUCAAUCCACUUCGCUUCUAAUGUGUGUUUG
Molecule: messenger RNA, 5669 nt
Organism: Mus pahari (shrew mouse)
Lineage: Eukaryota; Metazoa; Chordata; Mammalia; Rodentia; Muridae
Gene: Ibtk
Product: inhibitor of Bruton tyrosine kinase
Exons: 29
Coding region: 556-4611 (1351 amino acids)
Biological process (GO): negative regulation of protein phosphorylation
Cellular component (GO): cytoplasm; nucleoplasm
Molecular function (GO): protein tyrosine kinase inhibitor activity; protein kinase binding
Source: RefSeq, a predicted model, not a curated record